UACGUGUACAUGAUAAGGAGCGACUAACCGCAGACUGGACUGGACAUGCGGGCACCGGACCCCAACACCGUGCUGAUCCCAUGGUCAGCAACCAGCGACCAUGUGGACAGCACAGUGUCGUUACAAGGUUAUAGGCGCGGGGUUCAUGCGUGGUUAAAACAUGAUCACUCCGUGCUUACAUUCACCUUGAGGUGGGCUGCUUUUUUGGUGAACGUACAUGGACGUGGUGGGGCAGGUAGAACCAGCGCAUGCAUAUACGUGUACCUGUAAAAAUGAAGUCGUAAAAAACACGGUGGCGCGACAAGAGGCCUUUUUUCCGUUCACCAGUUGGCAUGCUCUUGUCUAGUCUGAUAUUGGAGUUUUUAUACAGCUCAAUGGUCUAUGCAUGUGCAGUUGUAGGAAAUUCUGCUGGUGCCCACAGAUUUCCGGUUCCUCUCGGAGGACCGGUAAAACUUUCCCUUUCAGAAUCAAAUUUUUUUCAAUUUGUCCUAAUGUUACCAAGUUGUUUUUUUUGGGGGGGGUGCUCAUGACGUUAGUUGUUGAACUCACUUUGUUAAUUACUGGAGCGGCUUCUUUUAAUAUUAUGUAUGCUUGUUUCAGAUUGACCAUCGGCUCCUGUCCCAACCCAGCCUCCCAGGGAAAACUUUUUCUUGCCAUUGACCCUAUCUGAGACCCCUGGCAACCUCCAUAAAUUAAAUGACCGAAUUAAAGAAUAAAAUAUAUAUUAACUAAGCAACAAAUUCAGGAUCUUCGCAAUAAGGAAGGUUUUUGGAGAUGUCCAAUUUUCUGCACAAGGCUGUGCAACGUUUCCGAAAUUUGGUAUUGAGCGUGGGCAGUCAUCCUCGUGCAAUCCAGUCUCUAGUAGUACGUCAAAUGUCUUUAACGUAAUCGAUGUGUUCCUUCCUCCAUGUUUAAACAGAGCAAUUUCUACUUUUGAUUUGUUUCCAUGAGUCAGAAGGGAAACCUCGAUGUUGCCCAACACGUAUAAUUAUGGUUCGAGCACUUUUUAUGUACUGUUGCUACGCUGGCACAAAAUUACGAUUAAAAGCGCAAUGGUGAAAUUCAACACGACUUGCUCCAGAUUGUGACGGACCUUAAAAGUUGUAGUAUUGUAAGGGGUGUAAAUCAAUUUUCAUUAUAUGGCUCGAGAUUUUGGUAAAUGAUGACUAGUUUAUAUAUUGCAGAAAACAAUAACAAAUUUACACUCGUUUAUUUCCCCAUGCACUGACUGACUUCUCUUCAAAGAAACAAAAUCAUGAUAGGUUCUCGUAUCUAAAAACCCAAAAUUCUAUCAGCUGGAGCAAUCAUUUCACGGAUGUUGUCCAGCACAGGUGAGUGUACACGCGUCUACUCGCACGACCGGUAGACGGCCGUGAUUGGACCAUGCUUCAGCGAGCCGACCUGAUCCCUCAUAGGCCAACGUCUCUGAUUGGCCGCUAAAAAAAGCACCACGUGAAACUUCAACCCUGUUGGGGUUACCCUCCUGAAGAAGUUUCAAAACCACUCGGUCAUAGGUACAUGAAAUGCUUGCAAAAAUAACACAUUUGUUACAUUACCCUAGAAGUUAACUUCAGCCGAAAGAGUUGAUUUUAGAAAUAUAAACUGGCCACUGAAUUUACAAUAAGUUUCUCUACAGAUAUGUUUUUUUCUAUUAUAAAUAACUAGUUUUUAUUGUAUUGGAAAGAACCUACCUUCUGGAAAAUGGUUGUACCUAACAAGGAUGACCUUUCAAGAUCAUGCGCCGGGCCGGCCGGGGACUACGUGCUUCAUCGUUCUGGCCAUUCAUUAAGCAUAAACAUGUUCGUCAUCCAUGAUCAAAUGUACAUGAAGUAAGCCGUUGUUGACUGUUUGUGACCGUAGACUUUGAAAAUUGGCAUCGUUUAUCAAAUGUAAGCCAAUGCUCAAUUCUGCACCAGAACACAUCGGAUGAUUUCGACAGUUAGCCUUACAUCAACUGAUAUUGCUUCCACGAUCAAGCUGUUUUCAUCAGCCGACAGUUUUGGAGUUUCCGGAAAGGCAUGACCAGAUGAAAAUUCUAUUUCUACCUACGUGUGGGCUUAACGGUAGGCUUGACGUUACACAUCGAUGUGGAUGGCCAAUCUUUGUAGGCCAACAUGGAACUUGCUCAGUGCUAGGCCUGUAAGUGUUCAAAUUCAUCAGGAUCAUUUGGAUGUGGUAGAGCACUUGAGUUUAACUGAAGCUACCGUUUGUCUUUUGGGACAUGGCAUGUGGCCUGCUGACAAGCCCAGCAAUGCCGAUUGACACCCUCCUCCCUUUGGGCACAAGCCCGCCCCUGCCAUCUCUCUACCUGCAGUCAAGGUACACAGCCACCUCCUACAUGUACAUUUCUGAUAUAUCUGCGGCCGCUAAGGCCCGGCCGGUUGACCGGCGCAAACAGUUGAGGCCCUGUCUCCGGGAUGGACAGCAGGCCAGGAGGAUGAAAGAUGCAGUUGACAAUGGCAUUGAAACGAAUGGGUCAGCAGAAGCAUGCUCAGCUCAGAACAUAUGCGACAGUAUCCCCAUUGAUGGCCUUACCAUAGACGACAAGGUAAAGGACGCAGACUAUGGUAAGACAGUCAAACAACCACCGAAAAGCAGAAAACGUGUCUGCUUUGCCGACGCUAAGGGCCUAGCUUUAGAGACAGUGCGAGUGAUGGACGGCCCCAGCCACGUCCCACCAGUUCUUCAUUCACGGAUCAUGGAGGAGAUUGUCCAAGAUGAGAAGCCAGAGCUCUUUCACACCUACACCUAUGUUGUAGACUUUGAGCAGCCUGCGGCAAACUACCUCGAAUUUAGGGACAAGCUAGAGAAGAAUUUCAUUAGCUUGGAGAACAUCGUCAUCAAGGAUAACGUGGAGGUCAUGGGAACCAUUAAAGUGAAAAACGUUGCUUUUGAGAAAUCUGUCGCAGUUCGAGUCACGUUUGACAAAUGGAGGAGCUUCCAAGACAUACCAGCAUCCUACAUUCAGCGCAGCCCAUCAGGGCAGGCCGACCGCUACGACAGCUUCUCUUUUUGUUUCAACAUCCCCCAGAAUAGAGAGGGGGAGAGUAUUGAGUUCUGCCUCCGCUAUGAAUGCCGGGGCCAGUCUUACUGGGACAGCAAGGGCGGAGAGAACUACAAGAUCAUCUCGCAGCACGAGAAGAGCCUGACGGAGCAGCAGAAGCUGGCGUCCUAUUGCAGUCUCAGCAGCCAGGCAAACUGGGGAGACUUCUCUCUCUGGAAGGUGGUCGCAGAUGAAAGGCCAUACUGGUGACAGAGAGUGAAUCAGGGCUCACACUGCUGACGUUGUAGGCAGGGACUUUGGUCUUCUACCUACUACAGCAUAGCAUAGCAUAGGAAAAGUACCUGCUUAAAAUGUUUACCUGUGGUAACAUAGGGAAUCUGUCAAAAGUGAUGGUGGAUAUGAAGCCUUAUGUGUCGUCUCAGUGAUGUACAUGCAUACAGAAAUAUUUUGUCGAGCAUUUAUUUUGUGGAUCAUGCAACUCAGUACACAGUGGGCCUAGAUUCGUAAAUCCACAUGCAUAUGGACUGUAGAGUUUGGAAACUGGAAAGCAAUACAUGUAUGACUUGACAAAGAUUAUUUUUGAGAAGAAAUUUGUUAAAAGAUAGAGAUUAAAUGCAUAUUUGCAUCAGAGGGAGGUUUUAUCUUUUUCAAGAAUGAAUUCUGUAACUGCAGAAAAAAUUUCAUACCUGCAAGUUUACAAGAGUGAAUUUGUAUCCGGUUGGAAAGAUGGUAGAGAGCUGUCAGAACUUUGGUGUGUACAUAGCUGGAAAAGCUACAAAUCCACACUAACAAGUAAAAUGGCAGGUUUCAAGUUUUAUAAGUCACUGCCCAGAGCAUGUGAAUAAGCUUCAGGAAUCAGUAUUUUUAGACUGGAGGGGUUUUAAAGAACUAUGACUUGUGAAUUAAUUUACCAUACCUUGUACAUUGAGAGGUAAUUACCACAAAUUAUCCAUGUGAUAAAUCAUACAUGUAUCAAUAUUUGUGAAGUAACAGUUCAAUUUUCAGGGUUUAAUGCAGUGAAAGAAAAGUUUGCUGGAAGUUAGCGAUCAGUACCGACUUUACUUUUAACUCAUACUUAGGUGAUCAGUUCUUAGAGACUUGAGUUUUGCACUGCAACAUUCUGUGUUCUCUGUCUGCCUCAGAGAGAUGAAUAUCACCGGUGUCAGUGAACUGGUUAAAAGUGUAGCUGUUGUCUAUCAACAGGAAGAUUGUGUGGAAAUGUUCUUUUGGUGUGAUUAACUAACAACAUGUAUGCCCCAUUUCAGUUGCUUGUCAUUGUCUUGCAGUUCAAUGGAUACUUGCAUGCAGUUGUUACAGCCGUUGCUCGUGACAAUCAUUCAGUUUGGUGUGGCAGAGCCAUAGUUAAACACAUAGCUUCUUGGUGCAUUGAUGCCGUAAUGAGAAGUACAUAUUGAGCUACGCAGACACUCUCAUUACAGAGUUUUAACAUCCGCAUAGUUUUGUCCAUGAGUCUUGCAAGUUCACAAGCAUUCUUGCAGCAAUACAGUGCAUCUCCUUUCUAAACACAUGGAGUCACAACAGCUGGGCUGUGUGUUUGUUUCACACGCUCAGUGAUCUGUCCUUGGUUUAUAGGCACCAAAACUGGCCCAGUGGACGGUGGGAACCAGUGUUGGGAUCACUGAUCACCAUCCAGAUCUGUGUGAGACAAACAGACCCCAGCUGUUUUGCUUCCAGAUGGUAGCCAAUCUAGCCUGGGGUUGAUAUGUGCAUGGAGCUAUUAAACAUAUAAUGUGUAUAAUAGUUCUGUGAUAUGUGCAUGCCCAUUAUCCUGUUCAGUGACUGUGCCAUGUACCUAUAACACUGGAAAUUUUGAUUAGUGGGCUAAAUAUGCUACUUGGCAUUUCAAAACUGCACUCUGUGGGCAUGGUUUAACUUGCAACAUAACACUUAUUAACCGGAUUGUUAAGCACAGAGUAUUUUGUAACGUACAUAAAAUGAAAUGUUUGUUAUUUCAGAACCAAAGACAUGUACCUGUAUGUAACCUGGCAAAUCAUGUCGGGGGAGGGGGGUGUUGUACAAAACUUGAGAGAAAAGAAUCUGAUAUUUUUCUGGUGACAUUUUUUGUUCUGAAAGGGCCAAAUCCAUGAAUGUUUGAGCUUGUGCAAUGUUAUAGAGAUGUGCUUCAAAUGGGGUUGUUGGCUUUUUGCUCACUAUCUCUACAUGUCUUACAUGUGCAAAAUGAGACUUUUUCAGUUCCUUGCUCGGUAUUGAAGUAAAGUGUGUUUUAUUUAAGCAUCAUUAAACAUGGAUUGUUACUUUGUUUGGAACUUUUUAGCCUGAGCUGGUAUUUUUCCCAAAGUCAAAUGUAACAUUAAUAAGAUUGAUUUGUACAUACUUCUGAAAACAGAUAGUAAUUUGUAUCCUAUUUACAUGUAUUAUUCAAAUUAAUGGUCGCUUUUUUUUUUUUUUUUUUUUUUUUCUUUUUUUUUUUUUCCGUCCUAGUCAAAGAUUUUGUUUUUACCAGAAUGAGGCUACCAUAUACAUAAAAAAUGUGUGCAAAUGCGUGACCAUAUAUGAAUACAAAUGUAGCUGGCUUUUGCUCAUAAUACUCCGUUUGAAACCAACAAAAGAUGAAGGGUUUCUUUUUCUUUCUUCUGGGAAAGAUUAAUAUUUGAAUAAUUCAUAUGUUGCAUUCGUCAUUGUAGAACCUUCCCCCCCCCCCAGAAACAAAUUACCAGAGAUAAAAAGUACUGCUAUGUCAUUAGCGGUUAAGGCAAACUGGUUUAAUAGUAAUGGUUAUCGUGUUCACCCUUUUUAGAAGGGAAAAUUGUUGAAACAGUGGAAAACACUGAAGCAAAUCGGAACCUUUUUGUAGGCACACCAAAACCUGUUGCAUCAUGUGCAUAUAUGUGUGUGCUAAAAUCCUGCCGGAGUCAACACCACAAAAGCUGGUUUCUCUUUUUUUUUUUUUUUUUUUUGGCUAUAUGAACAUUGUUUGCAUCUACUCAGAGCACUGCAUUCUUAAAAAAAAAGAAAAUUGUGUGCUUUGUAAUAAAUAACUCAACAUUUAUUUACAAAUUCCUGUAGGGGAGAAAUGCCUACAGAAAAAUGACUUUGUACUGGACCACGUCUUGUUUUUUAUGUACAAGUUACCUUCAGCAUAAACUUUCCUUAAACAGUGUGGUGUGAAUGAAAUACAUUUUCAUUCCACCUGUAUUGAGUAUUGGGCCAAUUUGUUUUGUUGGUUAAAAUACCCGAGUACACCUGGAAUCUAGUUAGUAAUCCACCAUCCUUUUUUGGCCAAGUAGGCUAUUAGGAAAAUGGGUUUAAAACUGGUUAUGCUUGCUAACCAGUUAAGUUGAUGUUUAAAAUUGUAGGGAAAAUUGUGAGUAUAUUUGAGACCUAGCCCAUUUCAAUGCAACUGUAGACAAAUUUCUGUUGAGCUGCUAUAAGCUAGAAUCCCUGAGAGGUGGCUCACUAUCCAUUCCUGUGAACAUGUAAUGUGUAAGUUUACAAAAUGCAUGAAAAAUGCUUGUCUUUGCUCCUAAGAUGUUAGUACCAGUUGGCUUUAAAAGCAGGGUCAGAAUUGAGUGUGACAAGUCAAAAAUAUAUUUCAAACUUGAUUUUUAAAUAUGUUUUCAUAGUGUGAACAAGUGUACAAUAAAACAGCAGAGUCGCUAUCGGGUACAAAAAGGA
Molecule: messenger RNA, 6661 nt
Organism: Acanthaster planci (crown-of-thorns starfish)
Lineage: Eukaryota; Metazoa; Echinodermata; Asteroidea; Valvatida; Acanthasteridae
Product: protein phosphatase 1 regulatory subunit 3B-like
Biological process (GO): regulation of glycogen biosynthetic process
Cellular component (GO): protein phosphatase type 1 complex
Molecular function (GO): protein phosphatase 1 binding; glycogen binding
Source: RefSeq, a predicted model, not a curated record